This is a messenger RNA of Triticum aestivum (bread wheat), 765 nucleotides long. RefSeq lists its product as uncharacterized. The record is from RefSeq and is a predicted model, not a curated record. Bases 138 to 518 code for a protein of 126 amino acids. Lineage: Eukaryota; Viridiplantae; Streptophyta; Magnoliopsida; Poales; Poaceae. The transcript has a single exon. Gene Ontology annotation, molecular function: DNA-binding transcription factor activity.
ACCACAGCAAUCAGUUUGCUUGGCGACUUAACCUCUUCAACCUAGCUAGCUCGGCGCACAACCAACCACACGAACACGACACACAGCCACUAGCAGACAUAGACUAGCAAGCUAGGAGUAGCUAGCAUACUGCAUCAAUGGAACAAGCUAGCAGUGCGCAGGAGGAGCCUAGCCUUGAGCUCACCCUGGCAAUGGCGGUGACAGCUGCGCCCGGCGGCUUCUUCCUCUGCGUCUACUGCGACCGCAAGUUCCGCAGUUCGCAGGCGCUUGGCGGCCACCAGAACGCGCACAAGACCGAGCGCAGCGUCGCCAAGCGCCGGCUGGAGAUGGCCGCCGCCAAGCGCCGGCGGGAUAUCGCCGCCACCAAGCGCGCGCAGCACGUGAGUUAUUCCCUGUCUUUGGCUUGGAAGGCGAGGGAGAAGGCUGCUCCUCCUGGGAUGCUUGGGCCUACAGGAGGCAAGCGCGCCAGAAGCUCGUUGGAGCGCGCCGACGAGCUGGACUUGUCUCUCCGGCUAUGAUCCAUCCGCUGCAAGUUUGUCCAACAGCUUGGCGCCCCACCCUUGUUAUCACAUGUCACCCGCUAGGUAGGUGUGCGUUUUGGUACAUCAGAGUCUAGCUACUUAAUCUGGUGAACUGUUUGUUCCAUGCUCUUGUGCGUGCAGUGGAUUCAUCUGGUCUUCUAGUUGAAUUCCUCUAGUCGGUCUAUUUCCAUGCUGGCCAGAAACACAGCCUGCUAAUUUACAUUUACACUUACGUAGUUUUCUG